Messenger RNA from Hydra vulgaris (swiftwater hydra), 2270 nucleotides. RefSeq lists its product as uncharacterized. Gene Ontology annotation, cellular component: kinetochore. Gene Ontology annotation, biological process: regulation of protein ubiquitination; protein localization to kinetochore; traversing start control point of mitotic cell cycle. Lineage: Eukaryota; Metazoa; Cnidaria; Hydrozoa; Anthoathecata; Hydridae. The record is from RefSeq and is a predicted model, not a curated record.
GUAAAAUUUGUUUUUAGAAAAAUAAAAAAGAAUUUUUUUUGUCCUAAAUGGAUAUCUGGACAAUAUACCUGGUUUUGGAUUUAAAAGGAAUACAAGAACUAAUAAAUUUUAUUAAUGCAGUUCAUAACAAGACACAAAACACAAAUUACGGUAAUAUCCAAAUCAGACAUAAUGCAGUUGUUUUCUCACCAUCCUUUUUAAAGCAAAAUGACAUAGGCGAAAUUAACAUUCCAAAUGAUUUUUUUGUUUGGGUCAAUGAUAAGGAAAUUAUAUCUGUUGCACAAAACCUGACUCAACUUAUGUCAGUUGGAUCACCUGAUUCCAUAUCUGAAGACUCUGAUGAGUUCAUUGGUGAUUGUAUAAACCAUCUUGCUGAUCAAAUUCCAUUUCCUGGCAGCUGUUUUGUAGAGCUUUAUUUAAUAGCAAGUAAACUUAAUAAUGAAAGUUUUCCAUUAUAUGUUUUAUCAUCUCUGAAGCGGUUAGAAAUUUGGAAUCAUGCAUGUUUCUAUAUUUUAUCAAAUCUUCAACAAAAAGAAGAGGAAAGAUUCAGACAUUGGCUUGAUCACAUUGAUUUUCAUUAUAUUAAUGAAGCUGAAAUGAUCUCUAUUCAUUUGAGGCACCUGGUAUGGCAAGGAAACAUCAGUGUUAAGUUAAAACAGAAUACUAUGAAUGUUGAAUUAGGGUAUUAUUACAUAAAAGGAUUGGAAGAUACUAUAUUCAAGAAUGAAAACAUCUUUAUGGACAAUUCUCAGGAAGACCAGCAACUGCUUCUUGAUACAUGUUUACAUCUGGUUAUGUUGAUUGAACAAUGUGAUAUCCCAUUUCAUUAUGUGAUACCUGAAAAAUUUCAUUUAUGCAAUGUUGGCUCUACAAAAGAUCCCAUUGAUUUACUUACACCUAAGGGAUGUUGGUGGAUAGGAAUACUAAAAUACGAUUAUGUUGGAAAAAACAAAGUCAAAACAACACAUGACUGGGAACAGUUUUUGCUUCAAGAUUUCACUCAGUAUCUAGCAUGUGAACCUAUGAAACUUUCCAAGCAUGCAGUAGUAUUGAUAACUCACGAAUCAAACAGUUCAAUUUUAUACUUCUUGCAUCAAAAACAUGCUAUCAACUCUGAAGGGUAUUUAGAGCUGCUUAAUAUGAGCCAAGAAAAUAUCCCAUUUAGUUUCAAUAAUGCAGAUGAAUGGUGUGAAAAACUUUCAUGGGAUGCUGAAGAAAACAUUUCCAAAGUAUCAAGAUCAAUCUCUCGUUGUAAAUCUGAUGAUUUCUUUAUGAAUGGAGUUGCAAUAUCUGUACCUGAUACAUUAAAGCAAGGAGUAAAAAGGAAUGCUGUUGUUGAAUUACUAGAGAUGUUUGAUGAAAAUGGAAAUUUAAAGAAAUCAUGUAAACUGCAGUCUAUACCAGUAAUUUCAGAUUGCUUGUUAAAAAAUAUAAAAUCAGAAGACUAUGUAAAAGGACUCUCUUUCGAUGAAGCAAAACAUUUAAUUGCGCACGGGAUAGAGUAUUGUUUAGACACAUUUAGUUCCAUACGUCUUGAUAGCAGGCUGACUAAAGUACAGAAACGAUAUGUUCCUGAUGAUACUAUUAAUUUAAGUUCUUUUAUUCCAACAAAGUUAUCGUCAUCAUCAGAUAAAACAGUUGACAAAGAUGAGCAGUUUACUAGUUUAAAGACUGUAACAAAUUUUUGCAAUGAAAAAGGUAAAGAAACUCGAUCUCAGCGCCAUAAAAGGCGUUUGAAAAUUCUUGUGGAAGGUGUUGUUCAAAAGUACGGUCAUAUGUCUAAAGAUCACAAAAAGUACACCUUGUGUUGUAAAACUUUGUUUCAGGAGACGCUUAACGAAGUAAAGAAUUUAAAGUCAUCAAAAGGGCUGAAUGAGCAAAUGAAACAAAUUGCGAAAAAUCUACUUGAUCAGAUAUUAGUCAGAGAAGGAUGCAAAAACGACAAAACGUAAUGUAAAAAUGAUGAUACGCUGUGUAAAGAUUGAUAGGUAUCAAUAAACGUUGAUAAAUUUCUCUCUAUCGUGGUGAGGAUUAAAUUGCUGACUUGUAUAAAUAUAUCAAAUAAAUCAAUAGCGUGAAUAGUACCCAAUAAACACGCACGCACAUAUACUAUAUAUACAAAUGAUACACAUGUUUAUCAAUAUUUAAUUUUGUUCGUGUGUGUGUGUGUGUGUAUUUAAACAAGAACCUUACUAGAAGUAUUCUUUUUUGUUAUAUUUUAGUUGUAAUUCUUGUCUUUUAUGAAAAAUAUGUCGCCUAAUUUUUUCUAU